AUGUCGACGGCCAUGAAUUUCGGGGCCAAAAGUUUCCAGCCGCGGCCCCCGGACAAGGGCAGCUUCCCCCUAGACCACUUCGGCGAGUGUAAACGCUUCCAGGAGAAAUUCAUGAAGUGUCUCCGAGACAAUCAUUUUGAAAAUACCCUGUGCAGAAAUGAGUCCAAGGAGUAUCUGCAGUGCAGAAUGGAGAGGCGACUGAUGGCACAGGAACCACUGGAGAAGCUGGGGUUUGGGGACCUGAUUGGGGGCAAGUCAGAGACGUCCCUGCUGGCUGACCCCAAGGCAGAGUUCCUGGCAUUUGGAUACGUGGUCAGGGCAGACCUCACCUGUGGCACCUCGCAGAUGGCGUUUUUUGCCAACGGGAGGCCUGUAGUGACGCUGCAGCAACGCUUACUCACUUCUGGGACACACUGUGAUGAUGAGGGCCAGACCCCUCCCCGUCAGAGAACCGUGAAGGUGUGUGUGGGGGGUGACGGGAUGUGCUACCCCGACUGGGCCUCCCACACCCUCGGAGUCUUCAUCUGCCUGAGCUGCUCGGGCAUCCACCGGAACAUCCCCCAGGUCAGCAAGGUGAAGUCUGUCCGUCUGGAUGCCUGGGAUGAAGCCCAAGUGGAGCUGAUCCUCUUCAGCCGUCAGUGUUUAUGA
This is a messenger RNA of Orycteropus afer afer, 648 nucleotides long. RefSeq names its product cytochrome c oxidase assembly protein COX19. The record is from RefSeq and is a predicted model, not a curated record. Gene Ontology annotation, biological process: mitochondrial respiratory chain complex IV assembly. Gene Ontology annotation, cellular component: mitochondrial intermembrane space. NCBI's taxonomy places the organism in Eukaryota, Metazoa, Chordata, Mammalia, Tubulidentata, Orycteropodidae.